This is a messenger RNA of Monosiga brevicollis MX1, 2118 nucleotides long. RefSeq lists its product as uncharacterized. The record is from RefSeq and is a predicted model, not a curated record. Gene Ontology annotation, biological process: microtubule-based movement; cilium organization. Gene Ontology annotation, molecular function: kinesin binding. Gene Ontology annotation, cellular component: ciliary transition zone; kinesin II complex; axoneme. The coding region runs from base 1 to 2118 and encodes 705 amino acids. The transcript has 17 exons. NCBI's taxonomy places the organism in Eukaryota, Choanoflagellata, Craspedida, Salpingoecidae.
AUGGAUGAAGAGCAAGUGCUACGGCGCCGCGCCAAAGCGGGCUACGUGGAAGUUCAUCCGACUGAUUCGGCAUUGGUCGUUUUUUAUGAGGUUGAGGCUGAGAUUAUCGCCGAGCAUGGCGGGUCGAUCCUUGCUGAUCGUACCCUUUGUCAGAAACAGAUUCGUGUACCAGCUCUCACACCAAAGACUGAUGUAGCUGCGCUCGCACAACGCAUCCUAUCCAAGUGCAAGUACAUCAUGCCCUCACAGCUGGGCGAGGUCGAGCAACUCUUGGCCUUUUUACAGCAGCGCAAUCGCGCCAGCGGCCACAACGUGCAAGCCGCUGAGCGUGCCGAGUCCAAACGCCAAAUGCUGGUACAAGCGGCCGACAAAGAACAAGCCCGCCUGGCGGACAUUGAUGAUUACAUCGAAAUGCUUUACGACGACACCAAGAGCAAGAUUCGCGGUACCGCCCUAAUUCUUCAAUUGGUGCGCUCUCCAGAAAACCUGGCUGAGCUCACUCACAAUGAAACCAUGCUGGGAGCUUUGGCGCGUGUCAUGCGCGAGGACGGACUCAAGUCACCUCAGUUGACCACCAACAUCGUCUCCAUCUUCUUCUUUUUCUCCAGCUAUUCGGAAUUCCAUCCCGUCGUCUCGCACUUCAAAAUUGGUGCCACCUGCGUUAAAAUAGUUGAACAGGAAAUGGAGCGAUACACCAUGUGGCAACGCGCCAUCGAUAAGCGACGUCGCAAACUCGAGAAGGGUGAACUCACAGAGCAGGAGCAACUCUUAUAUGUGGCCUUGCACCUCCUCCUCAACUUGGCUGAGGACACGCAAACCGAAAUCAAGAUGGUUCGCAAGGGACUGGUCCCUCAAUUGGUGACCCUGCUGGACCGCAUGAACUAUGAGUUUCUUACACUCGUCGUUACCUUCUUGAAGAAGCUGAGCGUCUUUGAAGAGAAUACCGCUGUGAUGAUUGAGCAUGAUAUUGUCACCAAAUUGGCCAAGUUCGUUCCUCACGAGUGCGAGCCGCUCCAAACCACCUCUCUGCGCCUCCUGCUCAACCUCAGCUGCAAGCCUGAAUUGCGAAAGCGAAUGAUCGAUGUGGGCCUCCUGCCUCGACUGUCACAGCUUCUGGACGAACCGGAGGUGCAGCUUGGGCUGCUGGUUACGCUUUUGUACAACCUGUCGUUGGACGAGGAUACCCUGCCAUUAUUUGGGGCAACGGAAACCAUCCCCUCAGUCAUGCGCCUGAUUCUCACGUCCGAGGCCGAGUAUGUGGAGGUGGAACCUGUGGCUCUGGCCAUUAACCUAGCCAAAUCCUAUCGUAAUGCCAAGAUUAUGUGCGAGGGCUCGGGACUCAAGUUGCUUCUCAAGCGUGGCCUGCGCGUCCGUGAUCCAGUCCUGCUCAAGCUUGUUCGGACACUUUGUCAGCACGAGCAAACAAAGGAGCUUUUGCUGGACUUUAUCGACCCCCUCGGCAAAGAGAUCCAAGCAUGUCAUCAGGAUGCUGACAUGCUGGUUGAGCUCGUGGGCAUCCUGGCUCAGCUAGACAUUGAAAAUUUCAACUUUGAAGCAUUGGUGACCGAGUACGACUUGAUUCCGUUGAUGCGGGAUAUCCUGCAGCCCGGCGUUGCCGAGGAUGACCUUGUCCUGGAGGUUGUUAUUCUGGUGGGCACCAUCUUGUCCGACCCUGCUUGCGCGCCCUUGGUGGCACAGAGCGGGCUGGUCGAAAUCUUCAUCGAGCUUCUGAAGCAGAAACAAGAAGAUGACGAGAUUGUGUUGCAGAUUGUAUUCGUCUGGAACAAGCUUUUGUUCUACACGUCCACCCGGCGCGUUGUGCUGCAACACAGCCGGGCCGUCUCCUAUCUUUUGGACCUGAUGCACGACACCAACGAUGUCAUUCGCAAGGUGGUGGCGGGUGCCCUGGAUAUUGUCGCAGAGUGUGAUGAGCACUGGGCAGCUGAGAUCCGCAUCAAGCAAUUCCAGUUUCACAACGGCAUUUGGUUGGACAUGGUGCUUGGCGAGCCGGACCAGAAUGCGCUUGACGACGUGGACCUCUACGAGCAAGAGCAUGAGCACGAUGAUGACUUUGAGGCCCGCCGCCAUGGCCUGCGUCUGGAUGAUGAAGGUACGUAG